Mycena citricolor is the source of this 2672-nucleotide messenger RNA. NCBI's taxonomy places the organism in Eukaryota, Fungi, Basidiomycota, Agaricomycetes, Agaricales, Mycenaceae. The record is from the annotation of a GenBank genome assembly.
CUUGUGUGUCCCCAGAGAACGUGGGCAGCGUGGUGGCUUCGUAUUCGACUGGGGCGACUCGGCUCCACGGUCGCGAACGCAGGAAAUUCUCUUUGAAGACUUUCGGAACACUUCCAAGUCACUGCAGCACUUGCUCUAUCUGUCUGUUCACACCAAGCGGGAUGCGUGCCGUGGCUGUUAUCGGAUAUACCCGAUCACAUGCUGCGCCUCAAGGUUCUCUCUCCUUCUCUAAGACCACAGCUUCGAUUACGAGUACAAGCCAGCGCGUGUCCUACAGGCACAACCUCAGAGGAUGGCCAAACAAUGGGCUUGGCAGCCACUCACGGUUUUCGGGGCGGUCUCCGCGGCAUCUCGGCCUAAUAAGCUUUUGAGCUUCGAGAACACUGAGCGUGUGUACAUAACCCGGUGAAACGAGAAGUUACUUCGUCGCUUGACCACGACCCCCAAUUCUGAGCGCUGCCAGCUGUCGCUCUCCUAGCGCCGCGCUGUUCUUCCCGUCCUCCUCCUCCUCCUCCCCUGCUCACACUCGGCAUUACAAAACGAUGCCGCUCUGGAACCAGCGGACGUCCGAUAAUGGAUGGGGCAGGUACUUACGCUGGGGAAGUUUGCUCGUUGCUCUGUUAGCCUGGUGUACUGCGCUUGCAGCGCAGAUCGUAUCAACCACAAUCUUGGGUCGAGCCUCGGUUGGCCCCCUGUGGUUCGCGAUCCUCCUUCAACUUAUCGUCGUCUUGGGCGUGCUCAGGCUGAUCCCCCUCUCUUCCCCAACUGUCGCCCACUCGGCGACGGCGUGCAUCGUAUUCGGUGUCCUCGCCAUCGACUCCCACCUUUUCUCCUCGCGGGUGAUUCAGAAAGCGUUGGGCAUAGCCUGGCUCGUUCUGACUCUGAUUGACAUUUCGUGGGUCGUGCGUUUGACUCACGUCGCCGAUGGCGCCGGAGUAGAGGGUCGGAGUGCUGAUGCCGCACUACCCGGAAUCGGAUAUUAUGUCCACAAGCACGGGAAAGACGAGGAGACCAAUUCAGAUUCCCGAGCGAGCGGGAGCGGUUCUCAGCAUGCCUCGCCAGUGGGGCAUCCAGAGCUCGCGCAGUUCUCUGAUUUAGUGGGGCGCAGCAUUUAUCCUCCUCCGCGACCGGUGAUCGAGCCAAUUGAGGAGGAGGAGGAUUCGCUCGACGUUGAGAUCGAGACGUGUCCCCGUCCGCAUUUGGUUGGAGUAGCUCCCACCAGCCGUCCAUCAAGCAUGAAUUUCGGUCCUCCGCAAGCUCCAUCCGCCGCACAUAACACCACGCGCACUGGGCAGUAUUAUCAAAACCAGCGUCACCUCUCGACCAUAUACGACACGAGCCACAUCGAAGCGGAGCCAGAGAUCGAUACGGUCCAAGACACCAAUGCGACGACUUCAAUAUCUGACGCGCAUUCGGAGUAUCAUUCGCAGCCCAGUACCUCCAAUCUUCAUUCGACGCCCCUGAAACGCGUCUCUGCCACGAGUGAAUCCGACUUCGAGCCAGUUCAGAUCGCUGCCACCGAGUAUCCAUUCAGGGUCAGGGCGAAGGGAAAUUGGAUCCCGAGAAGUGCUUCCGAACUCAGCUUCCGUAAAGGCGAGAUCAUGCACAGUGCAGAACGGGAUCGGAAAGGAUGGUGGAAGGUUCAGAGGGCUGACGGGAUGGUUGGAUCGGCACCUUCUAAUUAUUUGACGAUGAUGGAGGAGUGAAGCUGCAAUAAGCAUCUGGACAAUAUUCGCUUCUUGGCUCGAUCCAUGAUGGAAUGAUUGGCUGCGGAGACAGCCGGGAGUAGCGUCGUCGCUUGCACGUGAUGGUAUUCCACUUUAGGAAUUCUCCUGUUCAAGUUCUGAUCCCACAGGAAUUUUCUCCGCGUCCAGAAUCGUUUAUCUUCAAAUUAUUCGAUUAGAUAAAUGCUCCAGAAAAUCGUGAUAGGACAUCAUUCCCAACAGACGGAUGCUCGGACACAAAUGCCAUGAUAAACGCGAGUAUUAUCUGCUUUUUAUGGCGGAACUGUCCGGGCCGCUGAACCACUGAUAAGGAGAUCGCAACUUGUUCGGUGUCUCAAUGAACGUGAUAUUGCCCUUCGCGGGCCCCAUUCACUCUGCAAAGAUCGUGGCACUUCCAAGUGUUCAAUAGAUCUACCGAUUGUCGAUCCUGACAUGCGCCUUCAUUGGGUCCCAUAGAGCCCGGUCCGGACGGUCGAUGAUAUCUGGGCACGCGUGACUUCGAAGAGUGGUCUAACUGAUGCAGACCAAAUACCACCUGAUAUCCGUGGUUGAUGCGUGAGACAGUUCGAGUCAAUUCGGGCAAUCAGUUGAAAAACCUCAAUAGGUCAUGGGAUAGACGGUGGAAGGUGUGUCAGGGAUGUAUCCAGGCAGUGAAUGUACUUGCGGGUGCAGAAGGCCCCGUCUCAAAGGGGGCAUCGUUCAUGAUUACAGCAGUAUCAAUGAGCGGGGUUGACACUCUCGGCGAACCAGAAUGUCCGUUCUGGCUGCUAUGACUUUGCAUUCCGAUUCGAGUGGUGCAGUUAUUGGGAAGACUGAUGGGACACAGACCCAGCCGAUUCGGAAGUGGCGAAAGAUUGGAUCUGGGUUUUGAUUACUUUUUUUUACAGUACCAUAGUUUCCGACACUGCGGAUCGGCGGCUACAGCAAUUUUUGAACUGAGGUGCUUCG